Penicillium robsamsonii is the source of this 1176-nucleotide messenger RNA. RefSeq names its product Rcat domain-containing protein. The annotation marks the transcript as partial. The record is from RefSeq and is a predicted model, not a curated record. Gene Ontology annotation, biological process: positive regulation of proteasomal ubiquitin-dependent protein catabolic process; protein polyubiquitination; ubiquitin-dependent protein catabolic process. Gene Ontology annotation, cellular component: cytoplasm; ubiquitin ligase complex. The transcript has 2 exons. Gene Ontology annotation, molecular function: ubiquitin protein ligase activity; ubiquitin conjugating enzyme binding; zinc ion binding. Lineage: Eukaryota; Fungi; Ascomycota; Eurotiomycetes; Eurotiales; Aspergillaceae.
AUGGAUCUCGACGCAACGGACCUUGAAACAGCAGAUUUUGUUUUACAGACUGCACUGCAAGAUGUUGAAGAGCUUUUGAGGUCACCAGCCCGCAAUGGAAAUUAUAGAAGAGUGCGAAUUGAUGAUCACGAUUGUGCUCUUCUGCAAUGGAGAUCUGAGCUUCGAGUGCGAAGAAGAACCCAACAGGACCGUCGAGAAGCGAUCCAGAUAUCGAGACAAUCACGUUUCAGUCAGGCCGCAAUUCUUCGAGGUAUUCGAAAUCGUGAGAUAAAUGGUGCUCUAGCAGCUUGCGCACCUCCAAUGCAAGCACAUCCUCCAACGCAAGACUUUAUUCCUAACCCAGAUGCUCAGGUACAAGUCCGACAGCGAGCGAAUGUCACAGCUACUGCGACAGUACCUCCUUCUGGUGUCUUGCGGGAGUACGUCGCAUACUCGGACAGUGAUCCCGGGUCCAACAUGUUUGAAAAUAGCUGCUUACAUGUAUAUUGCCAAGAAUGUGUCAUCCGCCUUCUCCAAAAUUCCCUGGCCGAUGAAAGCUUGUUUCCUCCUCGUUGUUGUCGUUUACCUUUGCCACUAGAAUCUGCGCGUGGCUUCAUUGAUGAUGCGCUAUGGGCAAGAUUCGAGGAAAAAUCGAUUGAAUACGGAGAUCAGUUUCGUACUUAUUGCUCGGAAUCUGCUUGCUCUCGAUACAUUCUACCAACUUAUGUCCAUGGCACAAUCGGAAAUUGCAGAUCGUGCAACCACCAAACAUGUACCCUUUGCAAGAAGAUCACUCACCAGGGAGAAUGUGUUGAUGAUCGGGCAGAGGUCCUAGAGCUUGCAAGAGUAGAAGGGUGGCAAAGAUGCUCGAAUUGUAGUCAUCUCGUUGAGCUUCGUAGCGGCUGCAAUCAUAUAACAUGCCGUUUCCAGCAUGAAUUCUGUUAUGUGUGUGCUAUACCCUGGAAGCAAUGUGAAUGCGCCCACUGGGACGAGGCCAGGCUCCAAGAGCGAGCGGAGCUGAUUGCGGCUCGGAACCAGCCCACUCACCCUGCGCCGCAGGCUGUUGAGCAAGCAGCUCAAUUCCUAAUCGCCCGGCAUGAUUGCGAUCACGAUGUAGGUUGGAAAAAGCUCAAUAUCUCUGCCGAAUGUGAGGAAUGUGGUGACUGGAUGCCUGAUUUCAUUCUCGAAUGCAGGAAC